Messenger RNA from Anisakis simplex (herring worm), 1977 nucleotides. The record is from the annotation of a GenBank genome assembly. Lineage: Eukaryota; Metazoa; Nematoda; Chromadorea; Rhabditida; Anisakidae.
CCAGAGAUGUCUCGUAGUAAGGAUUCACUGAUUACAAAAACAAGUAUGAAAAUCCCAGAUUUGAGUGUUUUUGUAUGGCGUGAUAUGCCGUAUAAGAACAAAGAAAAUGGUGCAACGAACAGCAUUGGUCGCAUUCCAUCGGACAUAUCGAUUGUAUUCGAAUACAACGUAUCAGAGGAUGACCCCACAUCCACUCCACUUGUAGCAUUGCGUCGUUCGUUAAGUGACAAGUUUAUAAAUACACAGCAAAGAUUAAGGCUGCGGCUAACGGGUGGUACGAAGAAGAAACGGAAGGGAUUGAAGUUGAAUGACGCUGAUCUGGUGGCGAUUAACGUGACUGGCGUGGAUAACUCAGAAUUGCUUUCAUCGACGAACGAAGAUAUAUUUUUCAAUAACGCCAAUGUGAAUUCACUACGAAUUGGUGAUAAGGAAUAUCGAUUGAUCAGAAACGCUUUGGAUUGUUCGAGUCUAUCAGUGGCGCUGAGACCGAUCGUGGGAUGUCCCUUAAUGGCUAGCUUCGAUAUGCGUUCCGGUUCAAAAGAAUGUGAACCGGUAUUCCAUUGGUACGUUGGAGCAGAAUCUCAAUCAGCUGUGAAACCAGAAGAAAUUGAAUCGUCUGAUAAAGGCAGUAGAUCCUUCAAUUUGCCUGGUUGGCAAUGGCGUCAUCGAGGCCGUUUCUUCGUACCGGACGAAAAAGAUAUCGGGAAACGAGUUUGCGUUCUCAUCGACUUGGGUCGAGACACGAUCACGCGGUGUGCCAUAUCCACUGAACUGAUCAGCAAUAGGCCCGAAGAACCGUACAUCUUUGAGAGGCGACAGGCUGAUUACUGCACUGAAUGGCAACAGGACGGGUUUCGUGUGAUGUCAUACAAUAUCCUUGCUGCAUUCUAUCUGAAUUUGGAGCAGGAACAGGAAGAUUUAUUUUUUCCGUAUUGUCCAAAAGAAUAUCAGCUGUACGGAUAUCGUUAUCCAAUGUUAUUGCGUGAAAUACCAGGAUAUAAAGCGGAUUUGAUAUUUCUGCAAGAGGUUGACGAUCGUUUGCAAAUGCGUUAUUUACCCGCACUGCUACGUGAAUAUGGCUAUGAGUGUUACUUCAAGAAGAAAGCUAUUCAAGUGAAUGAAGGUCUUAUGAUUUGUUUUCGUAGAAAACAUUUCAGGCUUCUUGAGACGUACGACAUGUGGUUAACGGAUCUACUGGAUUUGGAGAAAUUUCCCGAGAAUGAAGAAAUUGUGAAUUUACUCGAACGAGAUCCAGCAGCUAAAAAUCUUUUUGUCACAAGACCGACCGUACUUCAGGUUUAUUUUUAUUGUUUUAUUACUUAUUUGAUGCGUUUAGCAUAUCUGAAACAUUAUAUACGGAAUUGGAAUUUGUUUCAUUUUCAGCUGGUUUCGUUGGGUGUUUCGAAAGACUGCGAUUCUGUGGGCGAGGAUGGAAGAAGUGUGAUAUUAGCGGCGAAUACGCAUUUGUACUUCGAUCCACGGCACGAACACAUCAAAGUGUUACAAACGCUUUUGUGUGCGCGUUACAUUGCCAGGAUCAGUGCUCAUCUGCAGAGAUCGAAUCCGAACUCGAAAGUUUAUCAUCUUUUUGGAGGUGAUUUCAACAGUACACCCGAAGGAGGUGUUUAUGAAUUGCUCACGCAAGGUGAAAUAUCAAAGGAUAAUGAAUGUUGGAAAUGUAACGAAAUGAUGGGUGGUGCAACUAUGGGAACUGCCUUUGAGAAGAGGAAUAAUAUCAAAUUCACGAGUUUAGUGGAUAAUCCAGAAGUGACGAAUUAUACGCGAUUCGAAGGACCGAAUGGUGAAGAACGUGGUUUUGAGGGAUGUUUAGAUUACAUUUGGGGCAGUGAUAAUGUCAAGGUGAAUUACGUCAUUCCGAUGCCAUCCGAUAAACUCUUGUCGAAGCACACGGCGUUGCCGUCGGUGAUAGCACCAAGCGAUCAUUUACCAAUCAUGUGUAAUAUUGCUUUGGAAUAA